AAGAGUUGUUUUUUUUAUUUACUUAUUUAUUGUAUAGGGUAUUAUAGCAGGAAUAAAUGCAGGAUGUAAGGUAAAAUGCCUAAAUCCAUUUAUUGUGGAUCGCACAGAAAGUUACAUUGGAGUAUUAAUUAAUGAUCUAACAACACUUGGAACUGACGAGCCAUAUAGGAUGUUUACCAGUAGAGCUGAGUUUCGUCUACUGCUUAGACCAGACAAUGCUGAUUUAAGACUUACUGAGAAAGGACACAAAGUUGGAUGUGUUUCAGAAGAAAGAUAUAAAAACUUUUGUGUUAUUAAAUAUCAUCUUGAUUCUGCUAUUUCAUUUUUAAAAUCUCAAAUGAAACCUAUUAAAAUGUGGAAAAAUUUAAUUAAUGUUGAAAGUGUAGGAAACUGCAAUGAAUUUAAAACUGCUUUUGAAUUACUUCGAUGUGAAUGGGUAACAUUUGAUAUGUUAUCUGAACUCUUUCCAAAUGAAUUGAAGUCACUUGCAAAAGAUGAACAUUUAAUAAAUAGAUUGAAAGUAGAAGCCAUCUAUGAAGAUGCUAUAAAAGAACAGAAAGCUGAAAUUAAAGAAAUGCAACAAGAGAAUGAACUGGAAUUGCCACAAGAUAUUGAUUAUAACUUGGUCAGUUUAAAUCUUUCAAAUGAAGAGAAAAAGAAAUUGGAAGAUUGUAGGCCUGCAACAGUGAGUUAUUUAUAGAAAAAAUUUCAAUUGUUCAAUAUAGUUUAAAAAAAAAUUCUUUGUGAAAUUUCAUUUUAAAGGAAUCUAAAGAUAGGACUAGACUUGUUACAUAUCCUUAUAUUAUUCUAUCAAUCUAGGGAUAUGAUAUGAUGCAAUGUGACUUAUUUUUCUUCCAUAUCUCAUAUACCAUAUCAUGUUUCCAUUUAAAAGGCAAGAACAGGACAAAGUUUUAGUUUGGAAACAGUUUUAAAAACAGCAAUGACCCAUCUGUGAAAUUAAGAAGAAUACACCUACAUUUAUUACAUUUUUAAACGAAACAAGUCACAGUAAUUAAUUUUAUAAUAUCCUCCUUACUCCAUUCCAUUCCAAAUAUAAACACAUUUAAUAAACACAGACUUGUGUGUAGCCUUUGCACUCUACAUGUGGUGUGUGCAACUGAGAAGAAAUAGACUGAUGAGAUGUGUGCACAUCCUUAUGUUGGGUAUCAUCCCUUUGAUGUGAUGGCAAAAGACUGACAAGAGAAUAAUUGCAUUUAAUGUGUAUCAUUGUAUCAACAUUUUGAUACAAAACAGUUUGUUGGUGCCAUUCACACUGACAUGAUACAAGGAUACACAACAAGUCUCAACCUACCUUAAAGAGGAGUAAUAGGCUACUUGAUAUUUUGGUGCUUUAAUUAACUCCUUUAUCAGCAUUCUUUACUUGAAAUAACAAAACAAAAUUGUUGCGUAAGAAGUACUGUAAUGGUCAAAUGUGAGUGCUAUGAAAGUCUUGGAAAUAUUUGAUCUGGAAGAAUUAGAAAAUUAUUUUGUAUAUGAAUCUAUGCAGAGGUGAUAAGAAACGAGAAUGCUUAUAUCAAACCAUUAACUUUAAUAUCAAAAAUGUUCCUCAGUUGUGCUUUCUAAAACAUUUUCACUUCAAAGAAAACAGUAUGAGUUAGAUUUUUAAUAAGGACUGUAACAAUAGAAAGCCAUAAAAUUCAAAAGACGUCAACUUUUUUCUUUAUUAUUUAUAAUUCUGUUUGUUGCCAUAGCAACAAUUUCAAAUAAUUAAAAUAAGAAUUUCAUUAUCAGUUUUAUUAAAUUAACUGUGCUGUU
Molecule: messenger RNA, 1776 nt
Organism: Centruroides sculpturatus (bark scorpion)
Lineage: Eukaryota; Metazoa; Arthropoda; Arachnida; Scorpiones; Buthidae
Product: protein MTO1 homolog, mitochondrial-like
Exons: 5
Coding region: 170-700 (176 amino acids)
Biological process (GO): tRNA wobble uridine modification; tRNA methylation
Cellular component (GO): cytosol
Molecular function (GO): flavin adenine dinucleotide binding
Source: RefSeq, a predicted model, not a curated record